Messenger RNA from Arachis duranensis, 3157 nucleotides. RefSeq names its product CRM-domain containing factor CFM3A, chloroplastic/mitochondrial. The transcript is spliced from 10 exons. Lineage: Eukaryota; Viridiplantae; Streptophyta; Magnoliopsida; Fabales; Fabaceae. The record is from RefSeq and is a predicted model, not a curated record. Bases 144 to 2828 code for a protein of 894 amino acids. Gene Ontology annotation, biological process: RNA splicing, via transesterification reactions. Gene Ontology annotation, molecular function: mRNA binding.
CACCUUAAUUAAAUCAUUUUUAGUAGAAGUAUAAAAUUAUUCUACCUAUUUCCACUGCCACUCUAUCCUCUUCUCCCACCACCACCACCACCGCCAUCACAUUAACAUUCACUUUCGUUUUAUUUUCCCACCAUUUUUAUGUGAUGGCUCUUGUUCCCACUUGCAAUCUUCACCCUUUCUUUGAUUCCUUCAACACUAUCCCCAAGCUUCACACUCUUUGCUUCUUGAGGUACUCUUCUUAUUCUUUUUCUUCAAUUCACUGCUCUGAUAAGCUCACUUUCUGCGCAACACGGAACUGGGUCUUGUGCCAUUCAAUUAAUGGAACAAUACCCUCUAAGAAUUCUAGUGUUUUUGGUGUGAAAAAUAUAAUAUUUCAAUGUAAGGGUUUGUGUAGUGAUAGUUGGUUGAAACGUUGGAACGAGCCUAACAAAAACACUCGUCCAAAACAGCCAUGUGCUCUUUUGGAUUAUCAAGGUUCUGGAAAUGGGCAUUCAUCAAAAUCUAGUUUUGUGAGUUCUGAUGAUGAUUAUGAUUAUGAUUAUGAUGAUAGAGGUGGUGAUGGAAGCAGUGGUGGCAGUACUAUGGAUAGGAUUGUGGAGAAAUUGAAGAAAUUUGGGUAUGUUGAUGAUGAUAAGAUUGAGAAGCAAGAUAGAAGGGAAGAGAGGGUAAUAGAAAAAGGAUCUGUGGAGGAUAUAUUUUACGUGGAGGAAGGGAUAUUGCCCAAUACACGAGGCGGGUUUUCACCGGAGUCUCCAUUUGGAAUUGGAAACAUUGUGAGUGAUAGGGAGGUGAGGUUUCCAUGGGAGAAGCCAAUAGAUAAAGAGAAAGAAGAGGAAGAGAGGUAUAAUCGAAGAAGGAGGGAAAGUAAGACUUCUCUUGCAGAACUGACUCUUCCAGAGUCGGAAUUGAGGAGGCUGAGGCGCUUGACUUUCGAGAAGAAGCAUAAGACCAGAGUUGGGGGUGGUGGGGUUACUCAAGGUCUUGUGGACAAGAUUCAUGAGAGGUGGAAGGAGUCAGAGAUUGUUAGGCUGAAAUUCGAAGGGGAAGCUGCACUUAACAUGAAGAGGAUGCACGAGCUACUGGAGAGGAAAACUGGUGGUCUCGUGGUUUGGAGGUCUGGCAACUCUGUUUCCUUGUACAGGGGUGUGAGCUAUGAAGUUCCUUCAAUACAACAGAACAAGUGGAUAUAUAGGAAAAGAGGGAGUUCUUCAGUGCAACAGAACAAACAGAUAUAUGGAAAAAGCGAGAAUUCUUUUAAGUCUUUACCAGCACCUUCUCAUCAUUCAUUGGAAAAGCAUUCUGACAUUGCUUCUAAUUUUGGGACAAGUCCACAUUUGGAAAAAAUGGAAGCUACUGAUGACCAAAAGGAAAAAAAUUUGCUUCCAGAAGUUAGUUACGAAGAUGAAGUAGACAAAUUUUUGGAUACUCUAGGCCCUAGAUACACAGAUUGGCCUGGGAGUGAGCCGUUGCCAGUUGAUGCAGAUAUGCUUCCGGCAACUAUUCCUGGUUAUGAGCCUCCAUUCAGAGUUCUUCCCUUUGGAGUGAGACCCUCGCUUGGUCAAACAGAGGCAACUUCUCUACGAAGGAUCGCAAGGACCCUUCCUCCACAUUUUGCUUUAGGUAGAAACAGACAACUUCAAGGAUUAGCUACAGCCAUGAUUAAAUUAUGGGAAAAAAUUUCUAUUGCAAAGGUUGCACUCAAACGCGGUGUGCCGCUAACUACAAGCGAGAGAAUGGCAGAAGAGAUCAAGGUGAUAAAGGAUAAAUCAUGUCUUUUCCAGAAUAAAUACUUCUUGGUCUUUUAUCGGGGAAAGAAUUUUUUGUCAGCAACAGUCACGCAAGCCCUGAAGGAGAGGGAAAGAAUGGCAAAAGCAAUGCAAGAUGAGGAAGAACAAGCAAGAUUGAGAGCGUCAUCUUUGGUCUUACCAACUAUGAAUAAUUCAGAGAUAUCUGCAGAGGCUGGGACCCUUGGUGAAACUUUGGAUGCAGAUGCAAAAUGGGGAAAGACCUUGGACGAACAUCACAAACAAAAAAUAAUGAGAGAAGUAGAACUACAGCGACAUACCACAGUUGUUAACAAGUUAGAACGAAAUCUGUUUCUGGCUGAAAGAAAGGUAAUGAGAGCUGAACGAGCCUUGAUGAAAGUGGAGUCAUCUUUGAUGCCAUCAGAACCCAAAUCAGACCCUGAAAGCAUAACUGACGAAGAGAGGUUUAUGUUUCGCAAAUUAGGAUUGCGGAUGAAAGCCUUCUUACUUCUUGGUAGACGUGGAGUUUUUGAUGGUACAAUUGAGAACAUGCACCUGCACUGGAAAUAUAGGGAACUGGUUAAGAUAAUUGUGAAGGCUAAAACCUUUGAUCAAGUGAAAAAGGUUGCAUUGGCACUCGAAGCCGAGAGUGGAGGCAUUUUAGUUUCGGUUGACAAAGUUUCAAAAGGAUAUGCUAUAGUUGUUUACCGGGGAAAGGACUACCAGCGACCUUUAACUCUAAGACCGAAGAAUCUUUUGACAAAGAGAAAGGCUCUAGCACGGUCAAUUGAGCUCCAACGACGUGAGGCUCUCUUGAAGCAUAUUUCAAAUUUGCAAAAGAAAGUGGAGAAGAUAAGAUCUGAAAUAAAACAAGUGGAGACUGUAAAGGACCAUGGAGAUGAAGAAUUCUAUGACAAAUUAGAAUCUGCUUAUGCUAGCAAUGAUGAUGACUCUGAGGUGGAAGAUGGCGAGGAAGGAGAUGAGGCAUAUCUUGAGACCUAUAAUAGUGAAAGCGACAGUGAAGACAAUGAAAGUGAUAAUAAUUUGUAUACUUCAACUGAGCAAUUUGCAUCACAAAGUUGAAAGAACCAGGUUCCAUUGUAAGGCUUGGUUCCUUGUAAAGUUCAUAGAUGGAAUCAGCUUCCACAUUCAAACCUCCUAUCAUCUCCAAGCAUUUGAUAUCUUCAGGAUCUACUAACAGGUUAUGAUCAUCAUCCUUCCACCCUAUGAGCUGUGUUGUAUGACAAGAGAACAUAGUUACCAUUUUAUCAUCUUAAUGUAUCAUAGUGUAAUGUCAAUAUUUUUUCAUGACAAGGUUGAGUAGAAUAUUGUUCAUAUGAUUUUAAUUCCUUUGGUGAACCAUCAACAGCAUUUGUGCAAUAGAGCCUAGCAUUAUCAACAAGUUUGCAGUA